AUGUCACCAACACUCCUCUGGAAGCUCGACACCAGGAUCCUCCCACUCUUCAUCCUCCUCGUCCUAUGCUCGUUCCUAGAUCGCACCAACGUCGGCAACGCAAAGCUGUACCACCUAGAAGCCGACCUCCGCAUGACCAAUGCGCAGUAUAAUCAGGCGCUGACGGCCUUCUAUCCGCUCUAUAUCGCUGGGGAGAUACCGAGUAAUUUGGUCUUGAAGAAGGUCACCCCAAGAAUAUGGAUUGGAUGUAUGGCGUCGCUGUGGGGUUUGAUAUGCAUGUGCAUUGGGUUUGUGCAUACUUUUGCUCAGUUCGUCAGUCUGCGUGCGGUGCUUGGGCUAGCGGAGGGUGGGUUAUUUCCUGGUAUGGUCCUAUACCUGUCUACCGUCUACACCCGGUCCGAACUUGCGCUGCGAAUCGGGGUGUUGUAUACAGCGACUUCCCUCUCCAGCGCCUUUGGAGGGCUUCUGGCUCGUGCAGUGGCUGAGAUUGGAGAUCGUGGCGGGCUGUCUCCGUGGCGGUGGAUCUUUGUCAUUGAAGGUCUCUUCACUAUGUGUGUUGGCGCCGCUGUCUUCCUCAUUCUCCCCAACAGCAUCGCCGCAGCAAGGUUCUUGCAGGAAGACGAGCGCGCUGUUGCUCUCCAACGACUGGAAGGUGUGGAGCACGGCACUGGGAAUAAAGAGAUAGAGGAGAAAUUCGCAUGGUCCGAAGUCCGCAGAGCGAUAUUCAGUCCUCAAACCUGGCUCUCAGCGAGCGCCUACUUUGGUCUCCUGACAGGAAUUUAUUCCUUUGGCCUGUUCCUUCCGACAAUUCUCGCUGGUAUCGGGUACACCGCCAACUCCGCACAGCUAUGGUCCGCAAUCCCAUACAGCAUCGCAGCGUGCACAACUCUCGCCGUCGCGUUCCUCUCUGACCGCCUCCAGCUCCGCGGCACCAUGAUGCUCUGCACCAUGCCUGUCGCUAUUGUCGGGUACGCCGUCAUCGCUAACAUCGGCGCCAGUCAUCCUCGCGUCAAGUACGGCAUGACGUUCCUCAUGGCUACAGGGCUAUACAGCAGCGUUCCUCCCGUGCUGACCUGGCUCGCAAACAACUCUGCAGGGCACUACAAGAGAGCGACGGCUGCUGCGCUACAGCUGGGGAUUGCUAACUGUGGGGGCAUUCUGGCCAGCUUUAUCUAUCCGAACAGUGAGGGGCCACGGUAUCACAGGGGCCAUACGGUGGUUCUGGGGUUGUUAGUCGCGGGAUGGUUUGCGAUUCUGGCGAAUGUGGUUUAUUGCGCGAAGGUGAAUAGGGACAAGGCGAGAGGGAGGUAUGAUCGGUAUGGGGGAUAUGGUGAUGAUAGGGAACCUGCUUUCAAGAUGGUACUGUAG
Molecule: messenger RNA, 1368 nt
Organism: Paraphaeosphaeria sporulosa
Lineage: Eukaryota; Fungi; Ascomycota; Dothideomycetes; Pleosporales; Didymosphaeriaceae
Product: MFS general substrate transporter
Exons: 2
Coding region: 1-1368 (455 amino acids)
Biological process (GO): transmembrane transport
Cellular component (GO): membrane
Molecular function (GO): transmembrane transporter activity
Source: RefSeq, a predicted model, not a curated record